Molecule: messenger RNA, 4030 nt
Organism: Purpureocillium takamizusanense
Lineage: Eukaryota; Fungi; Ascomycota; Sordariomycetes; Hypocreales; Ophiocordycipitaceae
Exons: 4
Coding region: 459-3830 (1123 amino acids)
Molecular function (GO): ATP hydrolysis activity; ATP binding
Source: RefSeq, a predicted model, not a curated record
CAUUUCGCAACGGCCCGUCUCAGCCGGCUGCACGGAACGAACAUGCCGGCUAUGUCCUUGAUUGGAAACACUUGUCUUGCGUCAACCGCCAAAAGCCUCAUUAGGGAUCGAUGGGCUGAGCUGAGCAUCCCAGUUUCGGAACCUAUCCACUAGCUAACCUCGCAGGGGGGGGCCAUGGCCGUCCUCAGCUAUAGAUGCAAUGUCACGUAAAAGCAACAAACACCCCGCCCGCGUGAUGCUGGUUGAUGCAGCCAUGGAGGGGCUGAGCGGCAAUGCGGCUCUGUUGAGGACCUCUGAAUUGUCUGUCGCGUUAAUUAUUCCCCUCUACUUGCUUGUAUGGUUCACCCGGUCUUCAAAGAAGCCUAGAUCUGCUGUUGGCUGUUGGCUCCCGACAUACAACCGUUCGAUUCAUUUUGCAAUAGACUAGACAGACCUGCUGCCAGACGACGAGCGAAAGCAUGGCCGAAGUGAAGCGUCAGCCGAGCUUGUCUCGCGAGGUGAUCACCACCAUUACAACGCAGAAAGACUGCAUCGUAAGUGAGAAAGCGACGGUAAAGGACACUGCAAUGGAGUCCUCGAAUGGAGAUCAGCCCGCUUCAGUGCCCAGGCGUUACGACCCGGACCUGCUGAUCGGAUAUGAAUCCGACAGCUCACUGACAAGUUGGAGCAGCUCAUCAUCACCACCAAUAAUAACGAGGAGGGCACAUCGUACCGCCGCCAGGCGCGCAGAUCGUGCCAAGAAACAGGCAGCCGGUAAAGCCGCAGAGCAGGACAGACUCCGCGAAGAAGAAACCAAGAAAUGGAUCUCGCGUCUGCGCAAGAGGCCCCCCGUCGUCGACUACAGGGAGGUCGACUACGAGCACUUCAAGAACCGCUACGGCCUGGACGACGGCCUGCACAUCAUCGAAGUUCUCCGCGCCAGCCCAACCACGCCGGACGACAUCGAGGCGGAGAGGAUACUGCGAAGCACGAUGGGCAGGAGCCCGGCGCAAGAGCACCCGACCAAGGUGAUGAAUCCCGGCGCGUCCUGGUCGCAGCGGAUCCGGAUCAAUUCCGACGUGGUGUUGGACCACCUGGCGACCUUCUCUGGACCCGGUGGCGAGUGGCUGCGAGACGGCCCAAGGACCUUCUUCCGGCCGUUUCGCUGCCUUUUAUACUAUCAGCCGCAGAUGCACAAGGCCUUGCGGGAUCUAGAGGAGAAGUGGGCCGAGCUUGAGCAGUUGGACGACAACUCCGGACAGGAGACGGAGGCCGUGGAGAAACAAGUUGAGCAGACGCGAGUGGGAGAAGACGAAAAGGGUGACGGCAGCGAUAGCGAGGGGGCCCGGGAGGAGGAGGAGACUGACUCGAACGCAGAAGGUCCCACGAGAGAAGAGGGCGUUGCUGCGCUGCGACACCUCCGCUGCUACGUCAACUUUGUCGAAAAACACCUCAAGCCGCUCGAGAACCUUUUCGACGGCACGUCGAGAACGAGGGUCCGGUUCAACGACCUCGACCUUUUGUUCAAGCCGGGUGAUCUGGUCUACUCGCCACACUGGCGAUCGACCAGCGUCAGAUCAGGACGCGACUACCAGUCACUCUGGAGGAUAUACCACGUAUCGAGGCCAUACUACGGUCGUUCGCAGCUCAACGACACCAGGCUCGACCUCGGAGGAGACGUCCUCCAGCUCUGCUCCUACAGCAUCGACUACAACGGCGAGUCCUUCGGGCCGGUCAAGGCAAAGCACAGGAUCAGCGCGUACGGGGGGGAAAAGGACAUCACGGACCUGCCCGUCUACCCGCUGCGCUUCGCCGACGGCGCCGACAGGAUCAGGGCGGAGCUGAAGAGGCAGGGCAGCUCGUUCCUGUCCUGCGUCACGCAGAACCACAUGUACUACGAAGGGUGGACGAUCCCCGUGCAGCGCAAAAGCAGCGGCGGCGAGAGCAACGAGGGCCCCGACGAUCCCCCGGAGCACAUCGACAGCGCCGUCAUCCUCGACUUUGUGGAGGCCUUCAAGCAUAACCCGGGCUGGAAGCCCAAGACCACCAAGAUCGGGACCCGGACGCAGUUCCACAGCAAGGGUCUCGACAAGUUCCAGCUCGCGCACUGGUCCGACAGAGACAGGGGCGAGCUGUGGUACUCGGCCAGCGAUCUUACGCAGAGACAAGACGGUGUCCACGUCCAUCGCAAGAAUGACUAUCUCAACGACCACGAUGCAUUCGUUCAAGCUACGCGCAGCGGGGCGUUGAAGCUUCUGGAGAAUGAAGAGGACAUCAUGCUCCUGCCUCGUCGGGUCGCGGUAUACGCACUCAGGGAGCGGCGCUUCCUUCAAGUCGACGUCCUGUCGCUGCACAAUCCAGCCGAGCAGCGGGCCUUGUUCAGGGACCUCAAGAUCAACCCAAGCCACAAGCGCAUGCUCAAGUCGCUGGUCGAAGCCCAUUUUCGGAACCGUCACAUACAGCGUCAGCACCCGCUGGUAAGGCUGAACCAGGAUAUCAUCCAGGGCAAGGGCUCCGGCUUGUUCAUCCUCCUGCAUGGAGUGCCCGGCGUGGGUAAGACGGCCACUGCCGAGGCCAUUGCCCAUGAGAAGAACCAGCCGCUGUUCCACAUAACCUGUGGCGACCUGGGUUUUACCCCGAAGGAGGUCGAGGGAGAGCUCAAAGAGAUCUUCCGCCUCGCCCAUCUCUGGGACUGCGUGUUGCUUCUCGACGAAGCCGACAUCUUCUUGGCGAGGCGGGACAUGACCAACCUCAAGCGCAACGCGCUCGUUUCCGUUUUCUUGCGGGUGCUCGAGUACUACAGCGGCAUUUUGUUCCUCACCACGAACCGAGUCGGGACCCUGGACGAAGCCUUCAAGUCUCGCAUUCACAUUAGCUUGUACUACGAGCGGUUGAACCUCAAACGCACCCUAGCCAUCUUCGAUGUCAACAUCCGUCACCUCAAAGAAAUCGAGGAGAAGAAGGAGAGGGAGCUGGCCGACAGCGACAUGAAGGAGCCGUCUCUGCAGAUCAAAAGGGACAGCAUCCUGCGUUUUGCAGAAUGGCACUACAAAAACACGUCCCAGUCUGUGAGGUGGAACGGGCGACAGAUUCGGAACGCCUUCCAGAUCGCGUCAUCGCUCGCCCGAUACGACGUCCACAAGAACGCGGCCGGGGACUUUGAUUCCAAGGCGAAGAAGCAGGGCGAGUCGAACAAGGGUGUCGGGGAAUCGGACCCAGAACCCGUCCUGGACGAGAGGCAUUUCGAACUGGUGUCCGAAGCCAUCGAGCGAUUUGACAAUUACUUCUUCCUUGCCACCGGCGAGAGGGACGAGGACACGGCGCGUAGAGAAAUGGUUCGCGAGGACCACGCCCGCCACGAGGACCUUCUCCAGGUCCGGCCAAAACGCGACCCUCCAUCUCCGCGUGCUACAUCCUGGAACCGAGACACGCCAAGUCGAAGCAAGUAUGAUGGCAAGGAAAACCGCAGCCCGAAAACGCCCAAAGGCAACUCCAGCCUGCUCAGCAGCUCGGGAAGAAGUGGUCGGAGCGGCGGCGCCCGUGGCAGAGACACACGUGAGUAUUCUUCUUCGUUUCAAGAACGAGACCACAGAGCCCCCUCCGUCGCGGGUUCGCGACGCGACGCCCGCUCGCACAAAUACAUGUCCGAGGAAGACGAGGACGAAGAGAAGGGCUAUUACUCGGACGAAUAUGCGGCUGCUCACUGGUAUGAGGGAGACCGAGGACACAAGACCUCAGCCCGUCGAAGUCGAGGUAACCGUGGCACGUAUGAGGAUGGAGAUGGAACGUACCGUGAGAAGCAUCGCCAUGAUCACGAUGACGACGACGAAGAUGACGACGAAGAUGACUGAAGUAGCGGCCCGGUUGGGGCGUAAAGGCAUGCCCUUUACUUGAGGUGUACGAGGAUUCUUGCAUAAAUAUGCGUGUCUUCGAGAGGUAGGGUUACACUGCACGGCCGUACGUACUACACUGGUGUCUUCGACAGCGGGUACAAGCCGAUGCCUUGGCGAUGCUUGACUUGGCAAAACUCCAAGGGGUGAAAAUAGAAGCA